Messenger RNA from Carcharodon carcharias (great white shark), 1567 nucleotides. Its product is annotated as CUE domain-containing protein 2-A-like. Lineage: Eukaryota; Metazoa; Chordata; Chondrichthyes; Lamniformes; Lamnidae. Gene Ontology annotation, biological process: response to oxidative stress. The record is from RefSeq and is a predicted model, not a curated record. Gene Ontology annotation, molecular function: glutathione peroxidase activity. The transcript is spliced from 12 exons. Bases 179 to 1294 code for a protein of 371 amino acids.
CGGUGCGCGUUGGGCGGGCUCAGUGCGAGGUGGGCGGGCUCAGUGCGCGGUGCGAAAACAGAAACAGAAUAACCUGGAAAAACUCAGCAGGUCUGGCAGCAUCGGCGGAGAAGAGCACAGCUGACGAUUCGAGUCCGUAUGCGCGGUGGGACCUUGUUACUGUUCAAGUGUCCGUGCCAUGGCAUUGGAGAAAAUUAUCCAUGACUCGCUGGCCCAGUUUAUUCAUUCGCACGUGCCUGAUGCUGAUCUCAGUGUGCUGGAUGAGGUGAUUCUCUCCUAUAUCACUAGUGUACUAGAGGAACUUGGAUCUCCAGACGCAUCGGAAGAGAACUUUGAUGUGGAAAUGUUUGUGGAAAUGAUGGCAGCCUACAUCCCAGGCUUUGCAGAGAUAAGCAGUGUCACUAUCUGCGAGAUGAUGUUUGAUUUGGCUGCACGUUUGAUAGAAGCUCGUAACAAAGAAAAUGUUCCUCCCCUGGCUUCCACUCAAGAUAAGUCAUCUUCGAAGGUGCAGGCAAGUGACCGAGAAGAGCAGGAAUCAACAGAACCAGAAAACAAUUCAGUGGCAGGAGAGGGAGCCAGCGCAAAGGAAGGUCGUGCCAAGGUGGAAGAUGGAGUCCAGCUGCUUGUCGAGAUGUUUCCAUCCUCCAGUUUAUCGGUCAUGCGCCAAGUUCUGUCUGUAGCUAAAGGCAACUUGGAUUAUGCUGUGCAGUUAAUAAUGGAGGGGAUAGUGGAGCAACUUGACACUGCAACUCUGGAGGAAACUCAUCCAAAAACGGAUAAGAAGAUCAAAGCAAGCAUCUUGGAGAAAUAUAUGAUGGUGGAUAAUGAUGACGAUGUCAAAACGCACAAGCCGAUUGCACCCAAAGAGUUCCACAAACUGAAUGCCCUGAUGGAUAAACUCUCCCAUUCCUCAUUCACUGUUCUGGCUUUCCCCUGUAACCAGUUUGGACAACAGGAUCCAGAGAAAGACCAUGAAAUUCUGAAUGUUCUCAAGUUCGUCCGCCCGGGUGGGAACUUUGUUCCUAAGUUUCCCAUAUUUGGCAAGAUUGAAGUGAAUGGUGAAAAAGAGCAUCCUCUCUACACCUUUCUGAAGGUUUCGUGCCCCUUUGUGAACCCUAUCAUUGGGGACCGGACGAGGUUGCACUGGUCACCCUUGAAAGUGAGUGACGUUCGUUGGAACUUUGAGAAGUUCUUGGUUGAUGUGGAUGGACAACCAUUUAAAAGGUAUGACCUUGAUGCACCAUUCGAUAUUAUUGAAGAUGACAUUUCGACCCUGCAGCACCUGAAGGGCUGAGUUCAGUUGCUGUAAAGAAAGGAAAUCCCCAGUGAAAGGACUGAGACGUGAAAAGUAUUUAACUGAUGGAGACAGAAUGAAGAACAUUGAGGAAACUACCAAUUCAGUAGCUUAAUUGUUCUGAUUGGGGUGGGGGUGUGAAGGGCUCUGGGUUUAUUACUCCCCCACUGGUUUCCAGAGAAGUUUCUAACACAAUAAAAAGCAGGUUUUAAAAAAAAGUUGCACAAAACCCGUCUUUUGAAUGAAAGUGUAAUAAAACAGGUUUAUUCAGAA